Messenger RNA from Chanos chanos (milkfish), 816 nucleotides. It is a transcript of the gene osr1, whose product is annotated as odd-skipped related transcription factor 1. Gene Ontology annotation, biological process: urogenital system development; embryo development; regulation of transcription by RNA polymerase II. The record is from RefSeq and is a predicted model, not a curated record. The transcript is spliced from 2 exons. Bases 1 to 816 code for a protein of 271 amino acids. Gene Ontology annotation, molecular function: DNA-binding transcription factor activity, RNA polymerase II-specific; RNA polymerase II transcription regulatory region sequence-specific DNA binding. NCBI's taxonomy places the organism in Eukaryota, Metazoa, Chordata, Actinopteri, Gonorynchiformes, Chanidae. Gene Ontology annotation, cellular component: nucleus.
AUGGGAAGCAAGACCCUGCCGGCCCCUGUGCCUCUUCAUCCAUCUUUGCAGCUGGCCAACUACUCCCUCCUCCAGAGUUCCAACGGCCUCCAGCUCCCUGCCUCUGUGACUGCCGCUGACCACAUGCCCAAUAUCUACAGUUUCAGCGCUCUGCAUGCUGUUCACCUGCACCAGUGGACCCUGGGCUACCCUCCCUUUGCCCUGCCCCGCUGCACUUUUUCCAAGUUGCCUGGUCUGGUGGACACCAGCCGCUUUCCUCUGCCUUCUAUCCCCCUGUUUCCUCAUCUCAUCCAGCCAGCUAAGCAAGACUCACCUGGUGCAGCUGCUACAACCAACACCAAAAGCAAGCCUCGCUUUGACUUCGCCAACCUGGCUGUGGCUGCCACACAGGAAGACCCGCUGAAAGCAGAGGACCUGAGCACCAACGGUGGAGGUGGGCAACCCCGUCCGCCCUCACUAGGCUGCCUGUUGGACGUGUCCAAGUUGUCACCAGAGAGGAAGCCCAGUCGGGGUCGUCUGCCUUCAAAGACCAAGAAAGAGUUUGUGUGCAAGUUCUGUGGUCGGCAUUUUACCAAGUCGUACAACCUGCUAAUCCACGAGAGGACACACACAGACGAGAGGCCAUAUACGUGCGACAUCUGCCACAAGGCCUUCCGAAGACAGGAUCACCUGAGGGACCACAGAUAUAUCCACUCUAAAGAGAAGCCCUUCAAAUGCCAGGAAUGUGGCAAAGGCUUCUGUCAAUCCAGAACACUGGCAGUCCACAAAACAUUGCAUAUGCAAGUCAAGGAAUUGAAGCCUGCCAAGAUAAAGUGA